Molecule: messenger RNA, 435 nt
Organism: Lathyrus sativus (Indian pea)
Lineage: Eukaryota; Viridiplantae; Streptophyta; Magnoliopsida; Fabales; Fabaceae
Source: the annotation of a GenBank genome assembly
AUGGAUAUGCGUAACCGUUUUGAACUUUCAAUUCCUUCUACAUAUUUUGGAAAUUGUUUGAUGAUGUGUGGCACAGCACUACCAAAGAGAAAGUUAUUGGGAGAGAAUGGUAUAUGUGAAGCAGCAAAUGUUAUUGCAAGGGAAAUUAGUUUGGCAGAUCCAUUAAAAGAAGUUGAAAAGUUUGGAAUAAAAUCAAAUAAUUUUGUUUGUGUCAUGGGGUCACCAAAGUUUGAUGUGUAUGAAACUGACUUUGGAUGGGGAAAUCCCAUUUUAAGUGAAAUUCUUCAUUUGAGUGAUUCAAAUGGUUUUCUUCUUUCUGAUUCAAAGGAUGGAUAUGGUAGUAUUGAAGUUUCUAUGUUGCAAGAAGAAGCUCAGGUGAAGAAAUUUACUGACAUCUUAGACGUGCAACUUAGAGACAUCGUAGCUUUUGAAUGA